AUGAGCGGAGCGCCAUCGGAAAACGAAGAAGAAAACGUGGAACAAAAUGAAGCGAUUCAAAAAAAUCAAUUCGAUCUAUCAACUCUGAAAGAUGACGAAACUGUAAUUGAUUUAACACAUUCACGGGCUGAUCAUAUUCCAGAUAUGACUAGAUUCACAAAACUCGAAGAAUUGUCUGUUCGAACAAAUCUUCUGACUUCGAUAUCCGAAAAUAUGUUACCUUUAACAACUUUAGUAGAAUUGGAUUUAUACGAAAAUCAACUCACAGAAAUUGCCAAUUUGGAACCACUUGUAAAUUUGAUAAAACUAGAUCUCAGUUAUAAUAGGUAUUUUUUUAAAAGAUAUUUCUGUUAAUUUUCAUUCAAUUUUUUUAUUUUUACAGACUUCGAGAAAUCAGUGGAAUUUCAACGCUCACAAAACUUGUUGAACUCUACUUUGUUCAUAACAAAAUUUCAAAAAUCGAAAAUCUUGAGAAUCAAACGCAGUUGAAACUCCUCGAACUCGGAGACAAUCGAAUCAAAGUUAUCGAAAAUAUCAAUCAUUUGGAAAAUUUAGAAGAAUUAUACUUGGGAAAAAAUAAAUUGAAGUGCAUCGAAAAUGUGGAAAAUUUGAAGAAGUUGAAGCUUUUCAGUGUACCCGUUGGUUUUUUAUCUUUUCAAAAAUAAAGAAUUAUCUUUUAAUUAAUAUAAUUUUUAAGGGAAAUCGUUUCGUGAAAAUUGAAAAUGUGGAUAAUUUGAAAAACUUGGAAGAAUUAUAUUUGAGCGAUCAAGGACUGCAAAAUUUGGAAGGAAUCGAAGAAUUGAAAAAGUUGCGGGUUCUUGAUGUUUCGAACAACGAAAUAACCACAUUUUCGAACAUCCAGUUAUUGGAAAACUUGGAAGAUUUUUGGGUAAGUUUUUCUUUCGUAAAAAAUAUUUUGAAAUUAACUUGUAUAUGUUUCAGGCAAACGAUAACCGUGUUGAUUCUUGGCCAGAAAUUGACAAGUUUGCAAAACUUUCUCAAUUGGACACUAUUUAUUUGGAAAGAAAUCCAAUUUAUAACAAUGAUCGAACUGGUUAUCGUAGAAAAGUUAUGAUGGCUCUGCCGCAAUUAAAGCAACUUGAUGCUAAUUUGUGCUCUCAUCCUGGUCUUUAA
This is a messenger RNA of Caenorhabditis angaria, 1134 nucleotides long. The record is from the annotation of a GenBank genome assembly. Lineage: Eukaryota; Metazoa; Nematoda; Chromadorea; Rhabditida; Rhabditidae.